AUGGCUUCCGCCUGGGACUGCCCGCGCUGCACCUUCGCCAACCCCCCCGCUUCCCCUGCGGCGUCGUGGCGCGAGGCGGAGUGCGCCGUGUGCGGCUACCGGCGCGCACACGUGGAUCUCGACGACGAUGACGUGGACGAGAGAGUCCCGGAGGAGCGCCACGUGGCGGCGGAGGAGCGCGAUGCGGCCGCCACGACCUUGCCUUGCCCUGUCUCUGCCCCACCCUGUCCUUUCCCCACCUCCCCCCCUCACCUCCCUCUGCCUGACUGCGCGCAGCUUCCCCCCGCGCACAGGGGCAGCAACGACGGGGAGGCUGCUUUGGGGGCGGAAAGGGGGAGCGAGGGAGGGAGCGGGGCGGAGGGGGAGGGGAGCGGAGGGUUGAAGGUGGAGGAGAUGCGCGAUGGGGGGGCGGGGGAGAGGGGGAGCGGGGAGAAGGAGACGGGGGAGGAUGGGGGGGUGGGAAGAGGGGAAGAACGUGGGGAGGUGGGGAGGGGGGCGGAGGGCAAGUCUGGGAACGAGUGGCUGCGACUGCUGCACGAGGCGAGGGUGAAGCGACAGGGCCGGGACGAGACGAGUGCAGGGGCGAGGGGUGGCAGUGAGAGCAGGACACAUACACACAAGGUGAAAGAGGAGAAGGAGGAGAAGAAGAAGCAGGAUGAGCAGGAGCCGGAGAGAGCCAAGGAGAAGGAACCAGGUGUGUGUGCUAUGAGCCCCACUUUCCUUCCCCUCCUCUGCACGUGCACUGCUCCCACUGCUACCUGCUGCAAAGCCCACUCGCUCAUCCCAAUGGGCAAAGGGCAGCAAGGGCGUGGUAGCAGAGGCGUCACGAGCACGAGUGGGAGUGCGAGCACGAGGGUGAGCAUCAUGACGUGGAACGUGUGGUUCAACGAGGAGGCAGCACUGCAGCACCGCAUGGCCGCCAUAGGCACUGCCAUCCACCACGACCGCCCCCAUGUCGUCUGCCUGCAGGAGGUGACGCCUAGCAUCGUGGAGCUCUUCUCCUCACAGCCGUGGUUCACGGAGUACCGCCCCUGCUCGCCCCUGCACGACCGCCACAUGCCGCCCUACUUCUGCCUCAUCCUAUCGCGCCUGGCAGUGCAGUUGCAGCACGUGCACCCCUUCGCCAACUCCAUCAUGGGCCGCCAACUCCUCAUCACCUCCUUCCACCUCCCCCCUUUCGCCUCCCCCGCCUCCUCUGCGCCCCCGUGUGUGCUGACGGUGGCGACGAGUCACCUGGAGUCGCCAUGCCCUGCGCCCCCCAUGUGGGACCAGCACUUCUCCCCCCAGCGCGUGCAGCAAGCUGCAGAGGCGCUCCGCCUGCUCCACUCCCACCAGUGGCGGGAGCGGGGUGCGGGGAAAAAGCGCGCGCGGGAAGAGAGUGGUGCGGGGAAUGGGAGGCGGAGUGGAGAGGGGGAGGGCGGUGGGGAGAUGGAAGACGUGGUGUUCUGUGGGGAUAUGAACUGGAAUGAUAAGCGCGAUGGGGAUGUGCCCAUGCCACAGGGGUGGGUGGAUGCAUGGGUGCAACUGCACCCCCGUGAGGCGGGAUUCACAUACGACAGUCGGGUGAACCCCAUGCUGGCAGGGGGCCGCCUGCGCCUGCGCCUGGACCGCUGCUGGCUGCGCCUGCACCACCUGCACCUGCACUCCCUCUCCCUCCUCGGCACGCACCCCAUCCCCGGGGGCUCGUACUCGAAGCAGCGGCGCGUAAAGGGCCAGCCCACCAUGGUGGACCUGCCUCUGCUGCCCAGUGACCACUUCGGCCUCCUGCUCGUGCUCGAACGGGGUGAAGGGGGGGCUGUGGGGGAUGGGCGUGGGAGGGCGGUGGCAAGUGGUGGUGAUGGUGGUGGUGGUGGUGUUGGUGGUGAUGGAGGGAGCAAGGGUGGUGAAGAGCAGGGGGGGAGAGGAGAUGGAGAGCGAAAAGUUAGGAGUUCAAAGAAAGGAGGGACAAGGGCGAAAGACACUUGA
Messenger RNA from Closterium sp. Naga37s-1, 1965 nucleotides. Lineage: Eukaryota; Viridiplantae; Streptophyta; Zygnematophyceae; Desmidiales; Closteriaceae. The record is from the annotation of a GenBank genome assembly.